UCUUUCACUGCAGAACAGACCAGCCCCUAUCGGAGGAGUGGCCACCGCGCACAGGCUCCACGCUGCACCACUAGAGGUGCUGAAGACUGCAAAGGAUCACCCUGUCAAAGGCCCCUCCCUGUCUGUGCACCCACCCUGUUUCCCCUCACCUGCUGCAGCUAUAAAGGAGGAUGAGACAAAGACACUCCUGGAUUGUGUUCACCAGGUGGAAGAUCAGCUCACAAGUCGACACCAGCUCAGCUCACAAACAGGGAAAUCAUCACCAAGGGAGUCUUUACUCUUGAUAGUUAAGGAUGACAUCCACGGCAGGUCGACUGGCCCAUCAGCAGAAGGGUGAAGAAGGCAUUGGCAGCAAUGAGCGUGCAGUGAAGUUCUCAAACCAGGAGUAUGAGACUCUGCAUCAACAGUGUCUGAUGAAUGGACACCUGUUUGAGGACAACUGCUUUCCAGCUGAGAGCAAAUCACUGGGCUACAAUGAGCUGGGACCAUACUCAUCUAAGACCCGGGGUGUUGUCUGGAAAAGACCAAAGGAGCUGUGCUCAGAACCAAAGUUCAUUGAUGACGGAGCGACAAGGACGGACAUUUGCCAAGGAGCUCUAGGUGACUGCUGGCUACUGGCUGCAAUAGCCUCUCUGACUCUUGAUCAGCGGAUCCUGGCUCGUGUCGUGCCUCAAGGACAGAGUUUCACUGAAAAUUAUGCCGGGAUAUUUCACUUCCAGUUCUGGCAGUUUGGUGAGUGGGUGGACGUGGUGGUCGAUGACCGUCUACCCACCAGAGAUGGAAAGCUACUGUUUGUUCACUCAGCUGAGGGCUCUGAGUUUUGGAGUGCACUGCUGGAGAAGGCCUAUGCAAAGGUUCAUGGCUGCUAUGAAGCCCUUUCAGGUGGAAGCACUAUUGAGGGUUUUGAGGAUUUCACAGGAGGAAUCUCAGAAGUAUACGUCUUAGACAAGGCUCCACCAAACCUCUUCCAAGUCAUGCAGAAGGCCCUGCACCUGGGCUCGCUGCUAGGUUGUUCUAUUGAUGUGAGUAUUAUUUUCAUACUGCUUUGCAUGCAGAGCUGCAGACACGCUGGCAGUGUGUCUGAAUACUUUGUUGUUUGUUCUUGCUUUCAGAUCACCAGUUCCUAUGAGACAGAGGCAGUGACAGCUCGCAAACUUGUCAAAGGACAUGCAUACUCAGUCACUGGUGCAACAGAGGUUAAUUUUCGAGGCAGGCUCGUUCAGCUGGUCCGCAUCAGGAACCCAUGGGGCCAGGUGGAGUGGACUGGUCCGUGGAGUGAUGGAUCCAAUGAAUGGGACUAUGUCAGUGAUGAUGAAAAAUCAAAGUUGAACCAUGUAGCUGAAGAUGGAGAGUUCUGGAUGUCCUUUUCAGAUUUCAUCAGGCAAUUCUCCAGACUAGAGAUCUGCAACUUAACCCCAGACACGCUCUUGAGUGAUGAUGUUGGCCACUGGAACAGCUACCAGUUUGAAGGCAUGUGGAGGGUCGGCUCCACGGCAGGUGGCUGCCGCAAUCAUGCAGCCACAUUUUCAUCCAACCCUCAGUUUGUGGUGCGUUUGGAAGAUGUGGAUGAUGACCCUAUGGAUGGGGAAGAUGGGUGCACCUUUCUGGUGGGGCUGAUGCAAAAGGGUGGACGGCAGAAGAAGAGGCUUGCCCGUGACCUUGAGACUAUUGGUUUUGCCAUUUAUGAGGUUCCAGAUCAGUACAAAGGCCGCAGCAAUGUCCACCUUGGCCCGGAUGUCCUGCUGCGACAGAGAGCUGUGGCCAUGAGCAGCAACUUCAUCAACACACGGGAGGUGUGUGACCGCUUCAGACUUCCUCCAGGAGAAUAUGCCAUUAUUCCCUCGACCUUCCAGCCUCACAAGAAUGGCAGCUUCAUUCUCAGGGUGUUCUCAGAGAAACAGGCUGCAACAAGUCCACUGGAGGAGGACAUUGAUGCUCAAAUAGAGGAGGAGGAGGUAUCUGAGAGUGAUGUGGAUCCUCAUUUCAAGCAUCUCUUCAAGCAGAUUGCUGGAGAUGACAUGGAGGUGUCGGUCUUUGAACUGGUUAGAAUUCUGAACAAUGUUGUCUCUCACCGGGGUGAUAUCAAAACCAAUGGCUUCAGCCUUGAGACAGGUCGCCAGAUUGUCAGUCUGCUGGACAAAGAUGAAAGUGCCAAGUUAGGACUGAUAGAAUUUCACUUGCUUUGGAACAAAAUCCAGAAAUAUCUGGAGAUCUUCAAACAUCAUGACUCAGACAACUCUGGCACCAUGAGCUCCCACGAGAUGAGAGGCGCCGCCACCGAAGCAGGUUUCAGCGUCAACAGUGCUGUUCUGCAGGCCGUUGUCAGUCGUUAUGCGGACGCUCAGUAUGCCAUAGACUUUGACAGUUUUGUAGGCUGUCUCAUAAAACUGGAAUCGCUCUUCAAAAUAUUUAAGGCUUUGGAAAGACCUGACGGAAAAAUCGCGCUGGAUAUGCAACAGUGGCUGUGCCUGGCAAUCCACUAACUCUGGAGACAAGACAAGCACCCAAGACAUUUCAUAUUAUUCCAAACCCAUACAAAGUGCUAAAAUGUUUAGGUAGAAUAUGACAUUUGCUAAACAUGUCUAAAAAAUAUUUUUUCUAAAUGUUUGCCGAUAUUUUGUAUCACAUGUAUUUUCCUUUUGUUUCAAAGGUAACAGGGUCUUAUUAGCUGGUGUUUUUGCUCUUUUAGCUGUAAAAUGAUUGAAAAUAAAGAAAAU
Molecule: messenger RNA, 2717 nt
Organism: Larimichthys crocea (large yellow croaker)
Lineage: Eukaryota; Metazoa; Chordata; Actinopteri; Sciaenidae
Product: calpain-2 catalytic subunit
Exons: 21
Coding region: 294-2483 (729 amino acids)
Biological process (GO): proteolysis
Cellular component (GO): cytoplasm
Molecular function (GO): calcium-dependent cysteine-type endopeptidase activity; calcium ion binding
Source: RefSeq, a predicted model, not a curated record